UUGAAUUCAAAGCUUACUCUGCCCUCUCUUGGCUGGAAGGAUGGCGGUGGUGUGGUGUGUUAUCCCCGCCAUGUCGACAGGGGGCGCUGCGAGCCCUUUCCCCUCCAGGAGGGUUUCCGCUUUCAGAGACCGGAUAGCGCUACCGGUCAGUGCCUGACCAAAACAGAAACAAUGGGCAAGAAGCACAAAAAGCACAAGUCCGAAAAGCAUGGCUAUGAAGAAUACGGAGACAGGCCACUGAAGCUGGUUCUGAAAGUGUCCGGGAACGAAGUGACAACGGGAAGCUCGAGUCGAGACACUUUUUAUGACGAACAGCCGGGAGAGUCCGACAAGCCAAAAGACAAGAAGAAGAAAAAGAAGAAAGAUAAAGACAGGAACUCGGGCACGCCAGAGGAUGACAAAGGAAAGAAAAAGAUGACGAAGAAGAAGAAAGGACAGGAUGGAGAGGGAGAUGAUGACAGGGAGCAGAGCAGAACUCCCAUCCGUUCAGAGCUGGACAAACUGGAAGAAAAAGAGCAGACUCCUCUACAGGAAGCAUUGAACCAGCUCAUCAGGCAGCUUCAAAGGAAAGACCCCAGUGCAUUCUUCUCUUUUCCGGUCACUGACCUCAUUGCACCUGGCUACUCCUCAAUUAUCAAGCGCCCUAUGGACUUCAGCACAAUGAAAGACAAAGUGAAGAAAGACAACUACCAGUCACUGAGCGAACUGAAAGUGGAUUUUAAGAUUAUGUGCGAGAAUGCUAUGAUUUACAACAAACCCGAGACAAUCUACCACAAAGCGGCUCGGAAGCUGUUACACUCUGGGAUGAAGAUCUUGAGCCAGGAAAGGCUGGAAAGCCUGAGGCAGAGCAUAGAUUUCAUGUCAGGCCUCGACCCCUCUGCCAGACAGCCUCUGAAGUGUGAGGAACAAGGAGGCCCCAGCCUGGACCAGAACAAGGAGGGAUCCUCGACAGCAGAGGGCAGCGAGCGCUCCCAGACCCCCAGCACUCCCAGACAGGACAAAGACUCCAAGGACGAAGCAGCGAAAGCCGAGCAAGAGCUGGAAGAAAUACGCAAGGUCAUCGAAGAGUCUGGGGGAAAGCUGUCCAACAGAGUGCUGCAGAGCGAAUUGGAUUUUGUAAGGCGGAAGUCCGAUGGCUCCACCACCCUCGCUAUUCUCAACCCAGCGGACCCAUCAGCUGGAGAUGUUGGUUACUGUCCAGUGAAGCUGGGCAUGAUGUCCACUCGGCUGCAGAACGGCGUGAACACGCUGCCGGGCUUCAGGGAGGACAAAAGGAACAGGAUUACUCCAGUGUCCUACUUAAACUACGGGCCGUUCACCUCCUACGCACCCACCUAUGACUCCAGCUUCGCAAACAUCAGCAAGGACGACUCGGACCUCGUCUACUGUUUCUACGGGGAGGAGUCCAGUCUGCAGGGCUCAGACAGCUUGUCCGAUUUCCUGGCCAAAUCGGACGAAUAUGUGUACAAACUGGCCGACAACCUUCUGGAUGCCAUGACCAACGGAGAGCAUUCAAGAACCCUGAGAGCCGCAGAGCAACAUGUGCCGCAGGGUGAAGAGCCAGCAAAAACACAAGAGGACAAAGACGGCGUGGAGGUAGCUGAGCCCGACUGGUCCAACAGGCUGGACUUCCUGCGCUCUGCUGCAAGCCUGCAGAUGGCUGAGGAGCUCUCUGGGGAGGCCCUACACUUCCAGCAGAAAUUGGACGAGACUACAAAGCUCCUGCGUGACUUACAGGAAGCACAGAAGGAGCGUCUCAGUGCCAAGCAGCCGCCUAACAUGAUCUGCUUGCUGGCCCCGACUGCCAAGGAGCUGGAGCUGGGUAAGAGCCGCUUUGUUCCCCUCCUCAAUCCUCACCGCCAGCUGCAGACCUCCGACAAUGCUUUACUUAUCUCUUCAGUUGUCAUCCUACACAGGUCCGAGAAGGUGACGGGGAACCUGGCUGAGCUAACUGGUCAAGUGGCUCCAUGUGAGGUGAGCAGUGUGUACGGCAUCAGGAGGGCCAUGGGCAUCGCUGCACCGCCUGAGCCCCUACUGGACCUCACCACAGCCGAGGAAACCAGCGAACCAAUGGAGACCUCGUGCACAGGUCCCGAUGCGAUUCCAGCCGUUGCUGUGAAAUAACGCUCCAACCUCUUCUUCAAUUAAAUAAGUUAAAUUUUUGUACAAAAGGUGCUUUUUGUGUGACAUUUGUAUGCAUUUCGGUCAAUAAACCUUUUUUUUAACGUAAA
Molecule: messenger RNA, 2231 nt
Organism: Menidia menidia (Atlantic silverside)
Lineage: Eukaryota; Metazoa; Chordata; Actinopteri; Atheriniformes; Atherinopsidae
Source: the annotation of a GenBank genome assembly